This is a messenger RNA of Ricinus communis (castor bean), 1453 nucleotides long. RefSeq lists its product as uncharacterized. The record is from RefSeq and is a predicted model, not a curated record. Gene Ontology annotation, cellular component: membrane. The transcript has a single exon. The coding region runs from base 77 to 961 and encodes 294 amino acids. NCBI's taxonomy places the organism in Eukaryota, Viridiplantae, Streptophyta, Magnoliopsida, Malpighiales, Euphorbiaceae.
CUGUUGGAACUUCUUCAUAGCUCACAUUGUUCUGAUUAGUGACUAGAAGGAUUCAUGUUUAGUAUCCAAAACCAAGAUGAGUUUGAGUAUUAUCUGGUUAGUUCUCUGCUUAUUCUUAUCACCGUCUUUGCAGAGUGUACACAACUACACUACUAAUUCUCUGGAUGCUUUUCUUCAGGAUUCUGCUUUCAAGACUCUAGUACGGCACCGGCCCCAAACCGGUGCUUUAUAUACAGCUCUUCUCCCGGCCAACCUCUCAGGCAUGGAGGUCUCGAUUGUGCGUCUCAGAAGCAGGAGAUUGUGGAACAUUGGUGCUAAUUUUAGCAACUUUCAUAUACCAUCAAGAACCAAGACAACGCCUCAUGUCAAGAGGCUGGCUGUAGUAUAUCAGGACUUGGGCAACUGGUCUUCUCACUAUUAUUCCGUUCCAGGCUAUUCAAUGCUGACUUCAGUGGUUGGUUUCAUGGUUUUCAAUGCAUCAAAUGCAAGAGCCAAGAGUAUCAAGAGAAUUAGUCUUGAUACCAAUAGAAGGAACAUAAUAAUUCAUUUUGCUAAUUUGACAUUUCAUGAAAGACUGAUCUCAGAAGCGAAAUGUGUAGCGUUUAGCGAAAAUGGGACCUUUCACCUCAGUGAAAUAAAUCAGCUUAAUGUAUGUUAUUCUCAAGAUCAGGGUCACUUCUCUGUUGUAGUUCCGAUGAAGAGAAAAGGAGAGGGCCAAAGGAAGCAUUCUCUUUGGUAUGCAUGGAUAAUAGGGUUUAUAGUUGGAUCGGGAGGACUAGCUUUGGUGGGAUAUUUUGUGUUGGUGUCUAUGAAACUUCUGAGGACUCAAAAAAUUCAAGUAAUGGAAAGGCAAGCUGACGAAGAUAUGGUUCUUGAAACCAUUUGGGUUGGUAAUAGUAAAAUGCCAUCUGCAACACUGACAAGGACGCAGCCAACCAUUGAGAGUGGAGGUUUUCCAUAGCUCUGAUAUGGUCUUUCUUUACCUUGAUGAUCAUCUAAGUCUGUCCAUCUUCAUUCUAGCUCUCUUUCUUUCUUUCUGCUUUUUGGGUUAAAGCCUUAGGUACCGACUGUGAGCUUCUGAUAAAUUUGUCAUGUAUAUCAAGCAGUUCAUAUUUGCCUAGAAUAUGAUUGGAGUUCGAAUUGUGUGAAUUACUGAGCCUGCUGAUGGGUUUGCAUUUUACUCGGAUAGUAGCACAAAGGAACUUUGUUAUCAGUUUCAACAGGCCAAGGCAAUUCAGCUCAACCCCAAACCAGUUCAGAUAGGUUAUGUACUUGGAAACAAAACAAAAAAAACCAUGACAAACACUUGCACUCAGUUGCUUAAGCUGUGGGGGAUGAUUUCAUAUUUACAAAAUUCAAGAAACAACAUGCAUCUUUUAAACGGAGUUAUUCAGCUACUCCCAAAUGAGCUGCUUUGAAUGAAUAUCAGAACAGGAUGCACAAUCCUUAUGCA